Merops nubicus (carmine bee-eater) is the source of this 5125-nucleotide messenger RNA. It is a transcript of the gene PLXNB1, whose product is annotated as plexin B1. The record is from RefSeq and is a predicted model, not a curated record. NCBI's taxonomy places the organism in Eukaryota, Metazoa, Chordata, Aves, Coraciiformes, Meropidae. The annotation marks the transcript as partial. Gene Ontology annotation, molecular function: protein binding; semaphorin receptor activity. The transcript has 29 exons. Gene Ontology annotation, biological process: negative regulation of cell adhesion; positive regulation of axonogenesis; semaphorin-plexin signaling pathway involved in axon guidance. Gene Ontology annotation, cellular component: semaphorin receptor complex.
UACCAUGCCUCUGGGAACGUUCCUCCUUCCCGUCCUCUGUUUCUUGGGAGCAGUGGUUCCACGGGGACUGCAGUAUGUCACGUUCUCGCGCAACACUACAAAGUUCCUCCACCUGUCCAUGGACUUGGAAUCUGGGACCAUUUACUUGGGGGCCACCAACUUUCUCUUUCAGCUGACGUCCGACCUGCUGCUGAAGAACGUGGUUCAGACUGGACCAGUUCUGGACAGUAAAGAUUGCCUCCCGCCGGUCUCAAAGCUGGAGUGCCCUCAGGCACACCACACCGACAAUCACAACAAGCUGCUGCUAGUGAACGCCGUGCAGAAGGAGCUCAUCGUGUGUGGCAGUGUGCACCAGGGAAUCUGUGAGAAAAGGAGCCUCACGUCCAUCGACCACGUCCUCUUCCGACCAGAGAGCCCUGGUGACACUCAGUACGUUGCUGCCAACGAUCCCAAUAUCACCACUGUGGGACUCAUAGCCUACUCAAAGGAUGAAGUCCCCUUGCUGUUUGUGGGACGAGGGUACACUAGCCGAGGAGUAGGAGGAGGGAUUCCUCCCAUCACUACCCGAAAUCUCAAGGCCCACGGAGCGGACGUUCAAGCAACAGACUCUCACUCCAUUUUCUCCUAUGAAGAAACAGCAAAACUGGCUGUGGGCCGGCUCUCUGAGUACAACCACCAUUUCAUUAAGUCUUUCACUUAUCGCUCAAGUGUCUAUUUCCUGUUCUACCGUCGGGACCUCAAGUCUCAGUCACGUGAGUACAAGACCUACAUCUCCCGAAUCUGCCUGGAUGACUCUCACUAUUACUCCUAUGUGGAGCUGCCUCUGCUCUGCCAGAGCAAAGCCACCACGUACAGCCUCCUGCAGGCAGCCUACGUCACCAGGCCGGGAAAAGGGCUGGCCCAGGGGCAGCUGGACACUGAGGGAGAAGUGCUGUUUGCAGCCUUCUCUGCCUGGCAGGCUUCUUCUGGCAAGCUAAGCGAGGAGUCUGCCCUCUGUGUCUACGCCAUGGAGGAGGUGGAUCGCCUGACCAACUGGACCAGGGACGUUUGCUACAUGCGGGACGGGAAGUCGGCAGAAGGGGCAGAAGUGGCAUAUAUUGAAUACGACGUCAGUUCCAACUGCGUCCAGCUGCCGGCGGACACCCUGUAUGCAUAUCCCUGUGGCUCUGACCACACUCCCAGCCCCAUGGCCAGCCGGGUGCCCUUGGAAGCAGCCCCCCUCCUGGAGAAAACAGAGGCCCGUCUGACAGCGGUGGCAGUGGAUGUGGAAGAUGGCCACACCAUUGCUUUUCUGGGAGACAGCAGAGGGAGACUGCACAAGGUGUACUUGGGAGCCAUGGGAGAUGCACAUAUAUACACCUCUUUAGCUAUCCAGCUAAAUAGCAUGGUGAGUGGAGACCUGCUGUUUGACCAGUUGCAGGAGCACCUCUUUGUCAUGACCCAGUCAAUGGUGGUAAAGGUUCCCAUACUGGAGUGUUCCCUCUACUCAGACUGUGAAUCCUGUCUGGCACUGAAAGACCCUUACUGUGGCUGGUGUGUCCUUCAGGGACGGUGCAGCCGUCGCUCUGAGUGCUUGAGGUCCAGGCUGAGUGAGCAGUGGCUCUGGAGCUUUAACUCCACACAGCAGUGUCUGUCUGUCCAGUCACUAACUCCAGCCAAUAUCAGCAGAGAGGAAAAAAGAAAUAUAUUUCUGGCUAUCUUGGACUUACCUUCUCUACGUGAGGAAGAAUUUUACUCGUGUUACUUUGAAGAUUAUGAGAGCCCAGCAGUUCUGACAGAGUCGGGAAUCAUGUGUCCUUCUCCAGAUCCAAGCCAAGCACCAGCUUUGCCAACAGGAGCAGAUCAUGUCACCAUAAAGCUCGUAGUGCGUUUCCAUGACAUCUUCAUUGCCUCUGUGGACUUCUCUUUCUAUGACUGUGCUGCAGUGGCCCUGCUGUGGAGAUCGGCACCGUGCCAGAAGUGUGUGAGCAGUCUCUGGGGAUGUCACUGGUGCAUCCAGCAGCACCUCUGUACGCAUAAAGCAGCCUGUGAGGAAGGAACCAUUAUCUACAACGAAAGGAAUGAAGAGCUUAGCUGGGGUCCAGAUGCAUGCCCCUGUGUACAGGGAAUCCAGGGAUCUUCACUAUUUCCAGUCAAUGUGGCGAGGAAGAUAACCCUGCUGGGAAAGAACUUCCAUCUCUAUCAGGACCAACAGUGGGACUAUGAGUGUGUCUUGAACUUGGAGGGGAGGACAGUGGUGAUGGAUGCUUAUGUGGAAGGAGAUGAAACAAACCAGUCCCUCUGUUAUAUCACCUGCCAGAUGAACCAGUACAGUUACACAGCACCUCAACUGGAAUUCAACGCUGUGGUGUUUGUGCAGAGGCGACAACACCUGCGAGUGGACAGUGCUGCAGAUCUUCACGUGACUUUUUACAACUGCUCCGUGGGACACACAGAUUGUAGCCGGUGCCAAACAGCUGACUCAAAGUACAACUGUGUGUGGUGUGGAGGUGACAACCCCAGCUGUAUCUUCAGGGGCUCCUGCAAGGAAGAGAUAGAAGACCUGUGUCCAGCACCUCUGAUUCACUCUGUGUACCCCCUGUCUGGACCAGUGGAAGGUGGCACUAGAAUCACCAUCACUGGCUCAAACCUCGGGCAGAAACAUCAAGACAUUGCAGAAACUGUCACUGUUGCAGGAAUUCCCUGUGCCGUAGAUGCUCAAGAGUAUGAGAUCUCUAGCAGUAUCGUGUGCGUCACUGGUGGGAGCUGGACAGAGAGAUUUGGGCACAUUGUGGUGGAAGUGCCUGGUGGAGGACGUGGAGUUUCUGGCCAUAUUUUCACCUACCAGAACCCAGAGCUGAAAUCCAUUGUUCCAACUCAGGGCCCCAAAGCAGGGGGAACCUGCCUUACCCUUCUGGGCUCAAAGCUGCUGACUGGGCAUCCUAGUGAGAUCAGUGUCCUACUUGGAGACCUCCCUUGCCACAUUCUCUCUGAGAUGACAGAGGAUCAGCUGGCAUGCCAGACAAGCCCCAGCAAUGUGUCUGCAGAACUCCCAGUCACUAUCAAAUAUGGAGACCAAGAGCGGAGACUGGAAGGAUCGCUCUUCAGAUAUACUUUGGAUCCCAACAUCACUUUUGCAGAGCCACCUAAAAGCUUCCUCAGUGGAGGGAGAGUGCUCAGAGUUCAUGGAUACAACUUGGAUGUCGUACAGAAACCAAAGAUCCGAGUGACAGUUUCUCCCUCUGAACGGCGGCGCCGAGGGCUGGGACGGCGGCGACGAAUCAUCCCGGACACCGAGUGCCCUGAGGAUGCUCUGUGCAGCGUCCAGCAGUUUGAAGAACCAUGUCUUGUUAACUCCUCCUACCUGAUCCUGUGCAAAACUCCAGCCAUUAAUCUGCUGUUGAGGAGUGUUCAUAUUAAACUGGAAUUCAUUCUGGAUAAUCUGAGCUUUGAUUUCAACUCAUUGCAUCCCAUGCCCUUCUCUUAUGAAGUCAACCCCACCCUAAAACCACUGAAUGCUGAAGACCCUGCCAAACCGUAUCGUCACAAGCCAGGAAGCGUCAUCUCUGUGGAGGGGGAAAAUCUAGAUCUGGCUAUUUCCAAGGAUGAAGUUAUGGCUAUGAUCGGGGAAGGAGUCUGUGUGGUGAAGACUCUAACAAGGAAUCAUCUCUACUGUGAGCCUCCCUCUGAGCAGCCAGCUCCACGGCACCGCACAAAGCGAGAGGGCACAGACCUGCUCCCAGAAUUCACGGUACAGAUGGGGAACCUGAACUUCCUCCUGGGCCGAGUGCAGUACGACACAGAAAGCCAGCUCACCUUCCCGCUGGAGGCACAGGUCGGCCUGGGUGUUGGUGCAUCCUUCGUGGCACUGAUUGUUCUGGUCAUUGUCUUCAUAUACAGGAGGAAGAGCAAACAGGCUUUGAGGGAUUACAAGAAAGUUCAAAUCCAGCUGGAAAAUCUGGAAACAAGUGUUCGGGAUAGAUGUAAGAAGGAAUUCACAGACCUGAUGACUGAGAUGAUGGACCUCACAAGUGACCUUGUGGGCACAGGAAUCCCCUUCUUAGACUACAAGUCCUAUGCAGAACGCAUUUUCUUCCCGGGCCACCGUGAGUCACCGCUGCAAAGGGACCUGGACAUCCCUGAGUGCCGGCGGCAAACUGUGGAGCAGGGCUUGGUCCAGCUCUCCAACCUGCUCAACAGCAAGCUCUUCCUCACCAAGUUCAUCCACACUCUGGAAAUCCAGCGCACGUUCUCCCCCAGAGACCGGGCCUACGUGGCGUCGUUGCUCACUGUGUCGCUGCACGGGAAGCUGGAGUACUUCACUGACAUUCUCAAAACGCUCCUGAAUGACCUCGUGGAGCAGUAUGUGGCCAAGAACCCCAAGCUGAUGCUGCGGAGGACAGAAACAGUGGUAGAGAAGCUGUUAACCAACUGGAUGUCCAUCUGCCUGUAUGCAUUUGUGAGGGACUCUGUUGGGGAGCCCCUUUACAUGUUGUUUCGUGGAAUCAAGCACCAGGUGGACAAAGGGCCCGUUGACUGGGUGACAGGAAAAGCCAAAUACACCCUGAAUGACAACCGCCUCUUGAGAGAGGACCUGGAGUACCGGACUCUGACCUUAAAUGCAUUGACACAAGCAGGAGUAGCUGCGGGAGGGGCAGAGGACUCCCAAGGGAUUUCUGCAAAGGUGCUAGACUGUGACACCAUAACACAGGUGAAGGAGAAAAUCCUAGAUCAGAUCUAUAAAGGGACACCAUACUGUCACCGACCAGACCCAGACACCCUGGACCUUGAGUGGAGAUCAGGGCUGGCAGGUCAUCUGAUACUGUCUGAUGAGGAUGUGACAUCUGUUGUUCAAGGAACUUGGAAACGCUUGAACACUCUUCAGCAUUACAAGGUGCCCGAUGGAGCAACAGUAGCACUGGUCCCACGCCUGACCAAGCACAUCCACAGGGAGAAUCAGGAUUAUAUCCCAGGAGAGAAAACACCAAUGCUGGAAGAUGCAGAUGAAGGUGGGAUCAAACUUUGGCACCUGGUAAAACCAACAGAAGAGCCAGAACUUCCCAAGCAUCGACGUGGGAGCUUAAGGGAUCGGGAGCGAGCCAAGGCAAUCCCAGAGAUCUAUCUGACUCGUCUGCUCUCCAUGAAG